AUGCGCAUCGUAUUCACUGGCGGCUCCGGCAAAGCGGGGCGGCACUGCAUCCCCUACCUCCUCGCUCAAGGUCAUCAAGUCCUCAACCUUGACCUUGUCCCCCUCGACAACCCUGACGUCUACACCCUCAAAGUAGACCUCACCCAAUCCGGCCAAGUCUUCAACGCCCUCUCCUCCCACUUCAACAUGUCGGAAUACUCCCUCCCCUCCCUCCCUCCCGUCGACGCCGUCAUCCACUUCGCCGCUUAUGCCCGCAACCUCCUCGUCCCGGACAACGAGACUUUCGCGGCCAACACGGCGUCCACCUACAACGUCAUCGAGGCGGCGUCCAAGCUGGGCAUUAAGAAGGUCAUCAUCGCCUCGUCGGAGACCGUCUACUCGGUCUGCUUCACUCAGGGGGACUCGGACUACUUUGAGUUCCCCCUGGAUGAGGAGCGGUACGACUGCAAUCCGGAGGACACCUACGCCUGCUCCAAGCUCUGCGGGGAGCGCGUCGCUCGGUCAUUCGCCCGUCGGUUCAAGUCGGACAUCUACGUCUUCCGGAUCGGGAACGUCGUCGAGCCGCACGAGUACGAGCGGGAUUUCCCCAAGUACAUUGAUGACCCGUCGUCUCGGAAGCGGAACGCGUGGAGCUAUAUCGACGCGCGGGACCUCGGGCAGAUGUGCGAUCUGGCGGUCAAGAAGGAUGGGCUGGGGUAUCAGGUGUUCAACGCGACGAAUGACACCAUCACACUGCCCAAUACGACCACGGCGGAGUAUUUGAAGAAGGAGUGUGGGAACGUCAAGGUGUGGAGGGAGUUGGGGGAGAGGGAGGCGCCGCUGAGCAACAAGAAGAUCAAGGAGGUGCUGGGGUUCAAGGAGGAGCAUGAUUGGCGGAAGUACGUGCCGGAGAAGUACCGCUAG
Dioszegia hungarica is the source of this 903-nucleotide messenger RNA. Its product is annotated as NAD-dependent epimerase/dehydratase-like protein. Lineage: Eukaryota; Fungi; Basidiomycota; Tremellomycetes; Tremellales; Bulleribasidiaceae. The transcript has a single exon. The record is from RefSeq and is a predicted model, not a curated record. The coding region runs from base 1 to 903 and encodes 300 amino acids.